CAGAGUGACUGACUGCCUUACAAACAAGUCUCUUUGAUUUCACAGCAGAAGCGUUGAACCCUUCGUCGUCGUCGUCUUCCUCGGAUCGACUUCAUUGUUGGGAUCCUGUUUAUUUCUCCUUCUUUUUGGAUCAGUUUCUCAAAACAAAGGCAUGUGCAUGUACACACACACCCAAGUGAGCUUGUCCAGAAGGUGGUAAGAUCCAGCUUUCAUAAGAGAUCUUCUUAGGUGGCUGAAGAGCUAAAUUUAGUCAACUUUGCUCCACAGAACCUUCUAGGAAGCUUACCUCAGCUUUUGUAGACGGGUUAAAAGCCUGUGGUGAACAAUAAAUAUGCUUCUAUAGGAAGGGGGUUUAUAUAGCUAUAACAAGGAGAUGGCUUUUCAUUCUGAGGACGAUAGGAGUGAAGACUACCUCUUUAAGAUUGUUCUAAUUGGUGACUCUGCAGUUGGGAAGUCAAACUUGCUGGCGAGAUUUGCUAGGGAUGAGUUCUAUCCCAACUCAAAGUCUACCAUUGGAGUGGAGUUUCAGACGCAGAAGAUUGAUAUCAACGGAAAAGAGAUCAAAGCGCAGAUAUGGGACACGGCAGGCCAAGAACGUUUUCGAGCAGUCACUUCAGCUUAUUACAGAGGUGCUGUUGGAGCUCUACUGGUUUACGACAUCAGCAGAAAGCAGACUUUUCACAGCAUUGGUAGAUGGCUCAACGAGCUUCACACACACUCUGAUAUGAACGUUGUGACGAUCCUGGUGGGGAACAAGUCAGAUCUUAAGGACAUAAGAGAAGUGCCAACAGCGGAAGGGAAGGCGUUAGCGGAAGCUCAGGGGCUUUUCUUUAUGGAGACAUCGGCUCUGGACUCAUCAAACGUGGCAGCUGCAUUCGAGACUGUUGUGAAGGAGAUUUACAACAUAUUGAGCAGGAAAGUGAUGAGCUCACAGGAGUUGAACAAGCAAGAUCCUGCCUCGCUCAGCAAUGGCAAGAAAGUUGUGAUUCCAUCCGAGGCACAGGGGGAGGCUAAGAAAGGUGGGUGUUGUUAGAAACUGAAACUGUAGAGAGCUUAAAAAAAGGAAGAUUGAUUUUGGUCUCUUUAAUUGUUGCUUUGUCCAUGUUUGAGCUGCUUUGUGUUGUGGUGUGGAUGUGUUUAGGUGUAGCAAUUUGUAAAUUCUCCAUUGCAGAAGCUUUUUAUGUAAACAUCUCUAUAAAGUUUUUACCA
Messenger RNA from Brassica napus (rape), 1209 nucleotides. RefSeq names its product ras-related protein RABA5a. The transcript has 5 exons. Bases 374 to 1033 code for a protein of 219 amino acids. NCBI's taxonomy places the organism in Eukaryota, Viridiplantae, Streptophyta, Magnoliopsida, Brassicales, Brassicaceae. Gene Ontology annotation, cellular component: endosome. The record is from RefSeq and is a predicted model, not a curated record. Gene Ontology annotation, molecular function: GTPase activity; GTP binding.